Ceratina calcarata is the source of this 1527-nucleotide messenger RNA. RefSeq names its product cytochrome P450 6B1-like. Lineage: Eukaryota; Metazoa; Arthropoda; Insecta; Hymenoptera; Apidae. The transcript has 5 exons. Gene Ontology annotation, molecular function: monooxygenase activity; oxidoreductase activity, acting on paired donors, with incorporation or reduction of molecular oxygen; heme binding. Bases 1 to 1503 code for a protein of 500 amino acids. The record is from RefSeq and is a predicted model, not a curated record.
AUGGCGAUGAUCGAAGCCUUCUGUUUAAUUUCCGCGAUAUUACUGUUGCUUUACUAUUAUUCCGCGUCGAAAUUGAGCUACUGGCGGAGAUUAGGCGUUAAGGGUCCGAAGCCGCUCCUGUUCGUCGGCAAUUACAAGGACGUGUUCUUAGGCAGAAUUAAGACGACCGACUGCAUCACGAAAGCGUAUCAUGAUUUCAAGGAUGAACAGAUGGUUGGAAUAUACAACGGCCAUAUACCGCACUUGAUACUCAGGGAUCUGGACUUGAUAAAAGACGUUCUCAUCAAGGAUUUCACCAAGUUCGCCGACAGAACGAUAGACGCAACACGAGAGGUCGAGCCCUUAUCGGAGGAAAUGUUCAGAUUGGAACCGGAGAGGUGGAGGCCUCUGAGAACCAAAUUUUCGCCGUUAUUUACCACCGGAAAGCUGAAGGAGAUGUUCGGUAAAAUGACAAAAUGCGCGGAUCAGCUGGACGCGUUCCUAGAAAAAGAAUCCUCGAGGAACGAAUCCCUCGAGUUUCGUCAGCUCGCGGCGAGGUACACCGCGGACACGGUCGGCAGUUGCGUGUUCGGAGUUCAGGUGAAUGCGCUUACUCAGGACUACAGCGAGUUCCACAGGAUGGGGAUAAGAGCCCUCAAAACGAGCUUCAAAAUGUACCUCAUGGAUAGAUUGCGGGAUUAUCCGCUGCUAUUUAAAACUUUCGGACCUUUCCUAGCCGACGACACCACUACCGAAUUCUUUGUAAGGAUCACCACCGAGGGUAUGAAAUACAGGAUGGAAAACCAGAAUCUCAGUCCCGAUUUUGUCGAUGUUUUAACUAAGAUAAAGCUAGAUCCGAAGGGACAUGGUCUAGCAGAGGUGGACGACAUAUUCCUCGCAGCUCAAUCUUUCGUUUUCUUCCUUGCCGGAUUCGAAAAUGGAUCGUUAACUAUUGCUCACGCUUUGUACGAGCUUGCGUUGUUCCCGGAGGUGCAAGAGAAAGCGCGGGCUAAAAUUAAAGAGGUGUUAGCGAAAACUAACGGCGAGAUUACGUACGAGGGCUUGAAAGAAAUGAAUUACAUGUACGGAGUCUUUGCAGAAACGUUGAGGAAGUAUCCAGUGAUAAUGUGGGUAUCCAGAACCGCGUUGACCGAUUACACAUUCCGGGGAACGAAAGUAACCAUUCCAAAGGGCCAACAGGUCUUUAUACCUAUUUCCACAAUUCAAAGAGAUCCGGACAUUUAUCCAAAUCCGGAUGUUUUCGAUCCUGAACGAUUCACGGACGACAAAGAGAAGACCAGACACCCAAUGACUUUCAUACCCUUUGGAGAUGGUCCCAGAAAUUGUAUUGGGUUGAGAUUCGCUAGGAACCAGAUAUUGGUAGCACUUAUCAAGAUAUUAUCAAAAUAUAAGAUCGAAGUAUGUGAGAAAACUCGGUUGAAAUAUAAAAUCGACCCGAUCCAUUUGUUCCUUUGUCAGCCUUAUGACGGAAUACACUUGAAGGUGACCAAAUUGGAGGCGUAGAAAGCGUCCCUUUCUUUUGAAGAA